This is a messenger RNA of Kwoniella botswanensis, 2418 nucleotides long. RefSeq lists its product as uncharacterized. Gene Ontology annotation, cellular component: nucleolus; cytoplasm; mitotic spindle. The transcript is spliced from 10 exons. Gene Ontology annotation, biological process: protein dephosphorylation; regulation of exit from mitosis; positive regulation of cytokinesis. NCBI's taxonomy places the organism in Eukaryota, Fungi, Basidiomycota, Tremellomycetes, Tremellales, Cryptococcaceae. Gene Ontology annotation, molecular function: protein tyrosine/serine/threonine phosphatase activity; protein serine/threonine phosphatase activity; protein tyrosine phosphatase activity. The record is from RefSeq and is a predicted model, not a curated record. Bases 1 to 2418 code for a protein of 805 amino acids.
AUGUCACCUCUACAACUCUCAUCAUCCAUAUCGUCAAUCACCACCACACCAUCUUCCUCCUCAUCUCUCUCCUCUUCUUCAAGCGGUAUGCGAUCUUUUCCUAAUCCAGUAGCAGUAUUCAACGACCGGUUCAUCUUCACCUCAUUGACAGAGCGUCAAGUCCAAGCUCAUGGUAGACAUCCCUAUGUCCAUCCUGAGACAGGCAGAAGUGUCCUACUCUUUUCGCUGGACGAAGAGAUGCAUUAUACCCCGUUUGCGAAAGAUCACGGACCACUCAAUUUGGCAUUUACUUUUCAAGCUUGUAUUAGGAUACAUGACAGGUUGGAACGCACUGAAGCGAGGAAGAAACCUUUGUGUCUGUAUACUACUACCGAACCGGAGAAGAAAUCAUGCAUGACUCUAAUCGUUGCUUUAUACUUUUUGAUUGUUGGACGACAACCUCCCUGGAAUGCGUUCAGACCGAUAGCACCACUUGAGAUUAUGCCAUUCAGAGAUGCUGGAAAUGGUCCGAUGGAUUAUGGAUUAUCUAUCCAGGAUAUACUGUAUGGAGUGGACAAAGCUAUGAAUAAUGGAUUAUUGGAUUUAGCCAACUUCGAUCAAGAGGCUUAUCAGAAAUAUGAACAAGUCGACAAUGGAGAUCUAAAUAUCCUCGGUCCAUUCAUACCUUUCGCUUCUCCCAUGGAAGAAAGAUGGUUAAAAGCGAUUAGAUCAUCUACCAAAACCACUUCGACUCCAAGAGGAACUGUGAAGACCACAGUUAAGACUGUCGAGAAAGCGAGAAUCACCUCAAAUGCCAUGAAAUGCGUGAUGGAAGUAUUUGAGAAGGAAAAUGUGGGCUUGGUCGUCAGGCUGAAUGAUGAGCUCUACGACCGUCGUCAUUUCCUUGAUCUGGGAAUGGACCACGUCGAGAUGUACUUCGACGAUGGCUCAAAUCCUUCGGAUGAAAUCGUCAGAGAAUUUAUCAGACUAGCAGAAAACAUCAUAGAAGUACGAGGACAAAAGGUUGCUGUGCAUUGCAAGGCUGGACUGGGUAGAACAGGAGUACUUAUAGGAGCUUAUCUCAUAUACAAAUACCAAUUCACGGCUCAAGAGGUCAUAGGUUUCAUGCGGAUUGUGAGACCUGGUAUGGUAGUUGGACCUCAACAACAUUACAUGUUGAUCAAUCAGAUGAAGUGGUCUGGAUGGGCUGCCCGCGACCAGCUUCUUCGAGAACUUACAGCGGAAGCGGCUGCCAAAGAGCCUGUCAACCCUCUUGCAACUCCCCCUACAGAACUCACCAAUCUUAUACCUACAACAUCGCACGCAUUGCAAGACGCAGAGCAUGCUCAAAAUAUCAUCUUACAAGAAGCAGCCGUCAAGCUAUCCGAGAGCAAGACCUCUCCACGAUCCAGCACACCCACUACCAAAGUCAUGCAUAAAGCUGGAGACACAGCUGGUCAACCUCGAAAAACGCCUGCUCGACUUAGUCUACGAGGUAGUCAUCACACGACUUCCUCACCAGCAAGAGAGGAAUUGUCUGUCAUUCUGGAACCUGCAAGCCCACCUAUCGUCAUCGAGGACUCACCCAUGGACAAAUCAGAGCCGGCAAUUCAACCUGUUAUGGAGACUCAAUCUACCCCCGAGCCGGAGAUUGGCUCUGUUCCACAUUCUACUGGAUCAAUGCGAGGCACCAAACGAGCAGCUGGUCGAUCAUCGAUACCAUCUUUCAGGUCUUCUCCACCUAGAGUCACCUUGGCAGUGCCUGCACCGACCUUAUCUAGAUCGUCUUCGAGUGCUUCGAUGAGCUCGAUCAGCUCUUUUGAUCAAGAUCAUCGACCACCUAAACGAAGGUCACCAACCGGAUCACCGCUUGCGAAGAAUGGUAUCUCGUCUCCACCGCCGAGCAGGGAAAGUUCACCUGCACCUUUACCUUCCUCUCCUUCUAGUCACGGUGACAACGAGAAUAGAGAAGAAAAAAUGAUGAUUGAUGGAGAACCCGAUCCUGAGGGACGACCGCCCUCCACACCUAGUUCUAGAAUUACCAAUAAGCUUAGAAGAAGAGUUAUUUCACCUUCAUCUCCUUCACCACCGGUUGAUACUUCGUCUACUACGCCACCUCCAACUUCCGUAUCGCUACUAGCUCCUGGCGAGACUGCCAUAAAUGCUCUUUCGGGAUUGACAUCUCUACCUAAAGCUCAUAUACCCAAGAGAAGCUUCUUACCGGUCCGAAAGAAUGUGACUCAGAACCAGUACUUUGAUCCAAAGACGGUCACUUUGGUAUCUCAGCCUCCCGUACCUGUGUCAAUACCCUCGACUCCCUCCAGAAAAAUCGAUCAAGGUGUCAAGUCCUCGACUCCGAAGAGGUUGACUGCGAAUGCCAAGAGAUCAAUGUUGACUCCUCCUCGAAUUACGGAGAUGUGGGGAUCACCUGAACCAUGA